Molecule: messenger RNA, 2058 nt
Organism: Glycine soja
Lineage: Eukaryota; Viridiplantae; Streptophyta; Magnoliopsida; Fabales; Fabaceae
Product: dihydroflavonol 4-reductase-like
Exons: 4
Coding region: 1347-1913 (188 amino acids)
Source: RefSeq, a predicted model, not a curated record
CUUAACUAUAUUUACUAUUAGAAUAACAUGCAAAUAGGUUUGGCUGAGAAAAUAUACCCUCUAUUUUGAAAAAUGUUAAAAUAUAAUUUUGGUUCCAUAUAUACGUGAUAUUCAUUCUUAAUUUUAGUUCUUUUGUUAAAGUUGUGAGUCAUUCAUGUUUGGUAUAACAAGUUUUAUGUUAGUAUGAUGAAAUCUUAGAGGUGUUAAAAGUGUGAAUUGUACAAGGCACUAUAUAUAUAUAACCUAGAAAAGCAUGAUCUUAUAAUAUAAAAUUUUAAAAUGAUUAGUACAAAAUAAUCGUCUUAAAAAAAGCUUAUAAGGAAAGACUUUCUAAGACGAUUGUCUGUAAUGCCGUCUUAGAAUAUAUACUUUCUAAAACGAUUAUUACAAAUAACCGUCUUAAAAAAUAAGCUCUGGUAGACUUUUUAAGACGAUUGUUUGUAAUAAAUGUCUUAGAAAAUACACUUUCUAAGACGAUCAUUACAGACAACCGUCUUAGAAUGUAUAUUUUCUAAGACGGUUAUUACAAACAACCGUCUUAGAAAGUCCUUUCGUAUAAGAUUUUUGUAUUAACCAUCUUAGAAGAUACAUUUUUUAAGACGGUUAACAGUUAGUAACCGUCUUAAAAAAACUCACAAUACAACAACGGUUAUUUAUGAACCAUCAUGAAAUGUUUUUCACUUUCAACAUCAUCAGAAAUAAUGAUGGUUAACAACCGUCAUGGAAUGUGCAUUUCAACCGUCGUGAAAUGAGUUAUUUCUAGUAGUGGAAAUAAAACUUAUACACAUCUAAAAAUUAGUGUAUAAAACCCAAAUCAAUUUUAAUUUUUAAAAUUCUAAAAAAAACUUAAAAUUGAAAGUUACGUCUAAUAGUUCCUAAGAAAAACUAUCAUUGACCAUGAGAAAAUCAUGUUUUGCCCAAUCGUGGUUUUAGAUUGAUCAGAAAAACCAAGUCAAGCAUGCAUUUAAUAUGGAAUAUUGACCCAUGAAUGUAUAGCAAAUAAAUAAAUUAGGCAACAGAAUAUGGCAUUAAAUAUGGCUAAUGAAAGCAAAACUACUUCUCACAUGUAACUACCAGCAAAUUAAUUCUGCCAAUCCAAAAAUCAAUUUAUGUGCAUUCACAGUAUGAUAUAUCUUUUAAUUCUUUGGCUAGUGAAUAUUAUACACUAUUAAUAUAUACAAAACUAAUUCUCAAAGACCAAAAUGGGGGAACUCCAUGGCUGAAUUGAUGCCAAGCAUUUAAUUAGAUUGAAAUCAAAUUCAGGAUUCUAAGUAGCAUAAUAUUCUGCAAUGGCUUUGUUGGCGAACUAAUAUGUUUUUUUUGUUCCUUUUUCAAAUUUUGAAGUCAUGUACUUAGUUGGGGAUGAUAUUUAUUUUUUUGAUUUCUUGAAUUCUUGUUUAGGGGAGUUGUACUCAGUUGUCUGCAGCCCAAUAGAUGCAGCCUUGGUGGCUACUGCAGGCGGUGAUGACAGAGGAUUUCUCUGGAAGAUUGGCCAAGCGGAUUGGGCUUUUGAGCUUCAAGGCAAUGGGUUUCUGAGAGGUUUUCUGCAUCUUGGGAUCACUUAUCAUAGCAUUCUCAAAGCUAACAUGAAGAAGGUGAAGCAUUUGGUGGAGCCGCCAGAUUCCAAGACCAAAUUGUCUCUGUGGAAGGCUGAUCUUGCUCAAGAGGGAAGCUUUGAUGAAGCCAUUAAAGGUUGCACUGGUGUUUUCCAUGUGGCAACCCCCAUGGAUUUUGACUCCAAGGACACUGAGGGGAAAAUAAAGCAGACAAUGGACAAGGCCUUUUGGGAUGGUAUCAUGGAAAAUGAAGCAGGUGAAAAAAGGCCUUGCAUCACAUUCUUCCAAAGACAUGGGUGGUCAAUUAUGAAAUUUAUCCCUUAUGGUACGGUAUAUGUAGGAAUAUGUGUUGUAUAACUUGAUUUGUAAUAUUGGAGUAGGGAAUUAAGUAUAUAUAAAUGCGGACAAAGGUAAUAAAAUCAUUGAAUGUAGCUAUUAGAUCAUAACUACAUAUAUGUAUAUAUACCUUGUAUGUGUGAAAUGACAAAUUAUUAUUUAAUUA